GUUGGGGCACCUAACAUCUUCUUCUUCUUCACCAGUUAGCCGCCUCUUCUCCGCAGAGCAACUGCAACUGGAGAUUCGCAGCAGCUGCAAGUGCAAGUAAGUUCUUUUCUUCUUCCUUCUUCUUCUUCUCUACCUCCGAAACCAGUAAAAACUAGCCUCUGCCGAAUCCAGAAGAAGAGCUAAAGUAUAUUGCGAAAUACCCCCGCCAUAUCCUUGACCGUAUCGCUUGUGUGUCCAUGGCGUAUCGAAGACGUAUCGGAUGGUCAACAUAACAGGAAUGUCCACGAUACGUCGUUUUCCGUAUCCGAUACGUAUAGGAGGCGUAUUGUAUCGGAGGAGUAUCAGUGCAACGUAGCUUGUAACAGUUCGAAAAUUGGUUCAAUUAUUCACCCAUCUCUUUCUCUCUUCCUCGCCGUCUGUUUUCUUCUAAGAUUGGUCUUCCUCGCCGUCGCUUCCCCUCCCUUUGCGUUGCAGAGCUUAAUCACAAUGAAGGUGAACGUGAUAUCUCGGUCCACAGAUGAAUACACUAAAGAACGAAGCCAAGACCUCCAGAGGGUAUUCCGUAAUUUCGACCCCAACAUCCGAACGCAAGAGAAAGCAGUGGAGUAUGUCCGGGCAUGUAACGCCGCAAAAUUAGAGAAGAUUUUUGCGAGGCCAUUUGUUGGAGCAAUGGAUGGACAUAUAGAUUCUAUUUCCUGUAUGGCAAAGAAUCCAAAUCAUUUGACAAAAAUAUUUUCUGGUUCAAUGGAUGGAGAUAUUCGGCUCUGGGAUAUAGCUUCCAGGCGAACAGUUUGUCAAUUUCCUGGUCACCAAGGUGCUGUGCAAGGUUUAGCAGUAUCUACAGAUGGGCGUGUUCUUGUUUCUUGUGGAACUGACAGCACUGUCAGGCUUUGGGGUGUACCUGUUUCUACUCUUCUGGAGGAAGAUGUCUCAUCUGAUAAAUCUGCUGUGCCACUGGAAACUUAUGUUUGGAAGAAUGCAUUUCGGGCUGUUGAUCACCAGUGGAAUUUUGAUCGUUUUGCUACAGGUGGAGCUGGAGUAGAUAUAUGGAAACACAACAGGUCUGCACCAGAGCAGAGUUUUGAAUGGGGAACAGACACAGUUGUAUCUAUAAAAUUUAAUCCUGGACAGCCCGAUAUCUUGGCAACAUCCGCAAGUGAUCGCAGCAUAGCAAUAUAUGACUUGCGCAUGGGGAAACCAGCAGCGAAGUUUAUUAUGAGGACAAGAACCAAUUCCAUUUCUUGGAAUCCAAUGGAGCCAAUCAACUUCACUGCUGCAAAUGAGGACUCCAAUUGCUAUAGCUUUGAUUCUAGGAAGCUUAAUGAAGCUAAGUGUGUGCACAAGGAUCAUGUAUCUGCUGUGAUGGAUAUUGAUUAUUCUCCAACUGGUCGAGAAUUUGUCACUGGAUCUUAUGACAGAACAGUGAGAAUUUUCCAGUAUAAUGGUGGUCAUAGCCGGGAAAUUUAUCAUACAAAGAGAAUGCAAAGGGUGUUUUGUGUCAAGUUCAGCUGUGAUGCUAGUUAUGUUAUUUCUGGGAGUGAUGACACUAAUCUUAGGCUUUGGAAGGCUAAAGCAUCAGAACAAUUGGGAGUUCUUCUUCCAAGGGAACAGAAAAAGCAUGAGUAUAAUGAGGCUGUCAAGAAUCGCUACAAGCACCUUCCCGAAGUCAAGCGUAUUGUGAGGCAUAGGCACCUACCAAAACCAGUAUACAAGGCAGCUGCAACAUUGCGUGAGAUGACCGAAUCUCGAAGAAAGAAACACGAGAAGAGGAAGGCGCAUAGCGCCCCAGGAAGCAUCAUUGAAGAGCCAUUACGGAAAAGAAAAAUCAUCAAAGUUGAGUGAUAAAUGUGGGUAGUUUGUAAUCGGCUCAUGCAUAUCCAUGUUAAAGAAUGGAUCUUUCAUGUGCAAUGUUCGUGAGCUCCAUACCAGUGCCUUUACAGUUCAAGUGAUUUCCCAAUCACCUAUCCUCAUCGUGCAUGUGCCGUGUCUAUUGUGGCUUUGACGGACAAUGUUUUGUUCAUGCUAUAGUAACUUCAGGUCAUAGUGUAGUUUAUUUCUCCUGUUUAGCCUUGUGCAAUUUUGUCAGGAAAAAUAUGUAACUGAAUAUUAAAAGGUAUAUUGAGGGGACUAAUCUUUUUCAGCCUGUGGACUAAA
Messenger RNA from Prunus dulcis (almond), 2154 nucleotides. Its product is annotated as DDB1- and CUL4-associated factor 13-like. Gene Ontology annotation, cellular component: nucleolus; small-subunit processome. The record is from RefSeq and is a predicted model, not a curated record. NCBI's taxonomy places the organism in Eukaryota, Viridiplantae, Streptophyta, Magnoliopsida, Rosales, Rosaceae. Gene Ontology annotation, biological process: maturation of SSU-rRNA from tricistronic rRNA transcript (SSU-rRNA, 5.8S rRNA, LSU-rRNA). The transcript is spliced from 17 exons. Gene Ontology annotation, molecular function: protein binding. Bases 487 to 1842 code for a protein of 451 amino acids.